AUGCUCCUGUGCCGGCUGAGGGCCCUGGCGGCCCAGCAGGGACUGCUACGGCUCCAGUGCGCUGCCCCAGCUCCAACCCAUCGCGUGCUGUCAACAACACCCUCUGACGAGUUCAACCGCGAGUUGUCGAAGUUCUUUGGCGCCGCCCCGCCGUCGCAGCAGCAGCAGGGCAGCGCGGCAGCAGGACUGGCACCCUCAGCGGCAGCACCAGGGGAGGCUCAGCUCCUGGCUGAUGUGAGCUCAGUGAACGCGGAACUCUUCACUUUCCUGGGCAUGCCGCAGCAGGGCGCAGCAGAGGGAGGGACGGCAGCAUCGCUGGCGCAGCAGCUGGCAGCACUGGCGGGGCAGGCAACUCGUGCGCCGGCUGCUGCGCCAGCAGCAGCGGCGCCGCAGACGAGCACCGGCGGCAGCAGCAGCAACAGCAGUUUGAGCAGCCAUGCUAGUAGCGGCCCCGCCGCCAGUUCUGGUGGUGCAGACCAAGGGCUGACACAUGUGGAUGCCAGCGGCAAGGCUGCGAUGGUGGACGUGAGCGAGAAGGCGGCCACGGUGCGGACGGCGACGGCGGGGGCGCGGGUGGUGCUGGGGCCCGAGGUGUUUGACCUGGUGGCGCGCAACCAGAUGAAGAAGGGGGAUGUGCUGACCGUGGCGCAGCUGGCGGGGGUGAUGGGCGCCAAGCACACCUCCACCCUCAUCCCGCUCUGCCACAACAUCCUGCUGUCCAAGGUGCAUGUGGCGCUGGCGCUGGAGCCGCGCGCCGCGGCGGUGGACAUCACCGCGUCUGCAACCACGGUGGGGCCCACGGGCGUGGAGAUGGAGGCGCUGACGGCGGCGGCGGUGGCGGCGCUGUGCGUGUACGACAUGUGCAAGGCGGCCAGCAAGGGCAUCCUGGUCACAGACCUGCGCCUGCUCAGCAAGAGCGGCGGGCGCAGCGGCGACUGGCGGCGCGGCGGCGAGGAGAGCGCAGGGUUGUGA
This is a messenger RNA of Chlorella variabilis, 972 nucleotides long. RefSeq lists its product as hypothetical. Bases 1 to 972 code for a protein of 323 amino acids. The record is from RefSeq and is a predicted model, not a curated record. The transcript is spliced from 4 exons. Lineage: Eukaryota; Viridiplantae; Chlorophyta; Trebouxiophyceae; Chlorellales; Chlorellaceae. Gene Ontology annotation, biological process: Mo-molybdopterin cofactor biosynthetic process.